Messenger RNA from Fusarium vanettenii 77-13-4, 3648 nucleotides. RefSeq lists its product as uncharacterized. Lineage: Eukaryota; Fungi; Ascomycota; Sordariomycetes; Hypocreales; Nectriaceae. The record is from RefSeq and is a predicted model, not a curated record. The annotation marks the transcript as partial. Gene Ontology annotation, molecular function: protein binding. The transcript has 5 exons.
AUGGCUCCUUCCCAAGCAACUUCCAAUGCUCGCAACUCUGCACCUUCCUUCACCAAUGCUCCUGUCACCUCAACCUCGGCAUUGCCAUCAUCUGUCAUCGCCAAGACUGCCUCAUCAACGCCAACACCAAUUGACAAGAGAGUCAAAGGCGCCGAUGCCACCUUUCAAGACCUUUGGGAUGCCGCGCUUGAAAAGGCCAGAGAUUCCGAGGAGGACCAGCAUGUCUCCAAGAUCAUUGACACAUUCGCAACCAAGGCCAUUGAAGAUACUGGCAACAAAUCUUUGGGCGCUCAAGAGUUGGCCACCAUAAUCAAAGACGAGAUGGAGCAUGAGAUCAACAGUCAAUACCAUGACAACAACACGUCUCGUUUUGUCAAGCAAGUUGUCUCGACCCUUACCAAGUUUGCAGUCCUCGGCGACGUUGCCGUGAGCGUUGACCCUGUUCACGCUGCUCUCCCAUGGGCUGCAGUGCGACUUGUUCUCAUGACAGUCACCGCAGGGAGCGAAUUGAGAGAAAAGCUUCUUGGUGGCCUUGCCAGAGUCACUUCGCUGUUCCUCCAGUGCAGCAUGUAUCAGCGCAUCUACCUGCAUUCUGAUCUGGACACGGCGUCUGCUCUUCCCGCGGACAUUCUCGACCAUCUCAAGACAGCAAUCGUUGAAUCCUAUUCCAGCUCUUUACGAUUCCUCGGCUUUUCGGUUUAUCAACAACGACAAAAUGGCAGAUUUGUCAAGGCGCCGUUUCAGCUUGGAGAUGCGGCAAACUAUUUAGGGGAUAUGGAUCAAUCUGGAGGACAGCUCAGCCAAGCUGGGGAUAUGUGCGAAAGGUUUUGUAACUUUCACGGUCGAACAACGAUCCAGGAUGUCCUACAGCUUGUCAGCGACCUUCGCAAGACGUUACAGGAGCCACCCAAGAUCGUCUACCACAUGUACCAGGAGGGCCUCUUAUCCAAACUCCCCACAGUAGGCGCCGCUUUUGAUCAUUUUGACAACCAGGCAGAUGUUGCUUGCCACCCCAACACUCGAGUUGAGCUUCUCAAGACGAUAUAUGAAUGGAAUCAUGACACCGAAAGCCCCAGGGUUUUCUGGCUGCAAGGCUUAGCUGGUACUGGCAAGUCCACCAUUUCCCAUACCGUGGCUCGAGACUUGAGAGGGGAUGCACUUGGUGCUAGCUUCUUCUUCAAGAGGGGUGAUGGUGAACGCGAUAACGCGAGACAUCUGUUCACCACAAUCGCAUACCAGCUUGCUCGUAAGCUGCCAUCGCUGUGUAAGCAUAUCUGCGAUGCAAUCGAGAACGAUCCUCGGAUGGUUGAGGGAUAUCUGAGUGUUCAGUUCCAAGGACUGAUCCUCGGCCCUCUGAAAAAGCUUCAAGACCAAGGGUUCACCAGGACGCUACUGGUCCUAAGGAAUCUCAAGGUAUUUGUGACGAGCAGGCCCGAGUUCGACAUUCGAAAACAAUUCAGCUACGCCAAUGGAACUUAUCGCGAUCUGGUGCUUCAUCGUGUGGAUCAACACAUUGUCGAGCAUGACAUACGCGUGGUGCUGGAAUACCACAUGUCCAAGUUCACUCGCGAGCACAAUCAGGUCAACAGCCAGGACUCCCAUCUUACUGAUGACUGGCCUGGAAGCGAGAGACUUGAAAGACUCGUUAGAAUGUGUGCUCCACUGUUCAUCUCCGUCGCAACAUUUCUCCGGCUACUUCGACUUUGGCCAGAGGGGCCAGAUACUAUCGUCAACUUUUUCCUCGAAAACCCGGCAACGUCAACGUCAGAGUACGGAAAGCUCUACUACCCCGUAUUGAGCCGAAUGAUGGAACUUGUUCCCUGUUUCUAUCGAGACAGGUUCAGGGUCACCUUUAAGCAAGUGAUAGGGUCCAUCAUCCUUCUUUCAAACCCGCUGGGAGCAUUGCCCCUGUCACGCCUGUUGAAAAUCUCGGUGCAGGAAGUUGAUGGUCAGCUCCGUUAUCUCCGCUCAGUUCUUGAUUUGCCGGAUGACAGUUCCCCCAUGAGUCCCAUAAGGCUUUUUCAUUUAUCUUUCAGAGAUUUCCUAGUCCAUGAGUCCGACGCCGGCGAGUUCCAAAUUGAAGAGGCCAAAGCCCAUCAGCGACUUGCCGCUCAGUGCCUUGAUGUCCUGUCAGGAGCACUAAAGACAAACAUUUGUGGCCUCAGAUAUCCAGCAAGUCAACGCGAUGUUCUUGAUCAGGAUUCAAUCUCAGUAUACUUCCCGCCAGAAGCACAAUACGCAUCUAUCGCCUGGGUCUUCCAUGUGAGUGCAGGCGAACGCAUGAUCAAAGACGGAAGUCCAGUCCACCAGUUCAUGUUGAAAUACUUGCUCAAUUGGCUUGAGUCUUUGAGUAUCAUGGGCAAGCUCUCUGAGGCUUCCAGACUGAUUGAUGACCUACAGCGGGCCACUGAUUCUAAAGAUGGCGUCGAUAUGUCCAAAUUCCUUCAUGAUGCCAAACGCUUUGUUUUUUCAUUCGGAAGCAUGGCCGAUAGAUCACCGUUGCAACUAUAUUCGUCAGCCCUCGUCUUUUCUCCAACAGCGAGUCUUGUCCGGCAAACAUUCAAGACGCAAAUCCCUGAGUGGAUAAAGCAAUUGCCUCUCGUGGAGUCCGACUGGAGCGCCUGCCUAUACGAAGUCAAUGUUGACCGUGUUUACAGAGGCGGCGUUAUGUUCUUGCCUAAUGGCUGGAUUGCAGUCAUAUCGGGGCAAAGUGUCAAGAUCUUGGACCCAGCAAGCGGCACCUGCAUCCAUACACUCUCUGGCCAUGGAAAUUUCAUCACCGCAUUGGCCCUUUUGCAGGACGGGAGACUCGCAUCCGCCUCAUUAGAUGGGACUGUUAAAACCUGGGACCCCAAGUAUGGCGAGUGUUGGGGAACCUGUCCUGUGCCCAACGCCGAGCAAGUCAGUUGUAUGGCGUUUUCGGCUGAUGGUCAUCACCUCUCAUUGGUGACAAAGGAGCAAAAGGGCAACCUGGUUGAAUCACAUACUGGAAACUUGUUGCAGCAUUUCGACCUUUGGGAGGGUCGAGAUACUGGUCAUGCAAUCAAAACUGAACAGUUUUCUCGGGAUGGAAAAUGGCUCGCGCUGAGCAGAACCAAAAGGAUCAAACUAUUCGACUGGGAGUCAUGGAAGGAUACCAAGCCGCGGUAUCUCACAAGCCCUCAACGUGCCAUCUCAAGAAUGGAGUUUUCGGCGGACGGCAACUUGCUGUACUCAGCCUCAUACGACAACACGGUUGUGAUGUGGGAAACUGCAACAGGUCAAUGCCUACGCAUGCUUCAAUUCCCUUGCACAGCUAUGACGGCACUGGCCUGUUCAAAAGAUCGAGUGGCUGUAGGCUCAAGACGUGGCAACGUUGUCAUAUUGGAUCUCGAGAAGGGAGCAAAACCCCAAAGUGUGGCGGGUCACGUACAAGGCAUCGACUCCCUCGCCUUCUCCCCAGAUGGAGAAUUACUCGCCUCAUCUACGAAUGGGUCGUCGGCCAGGAUCUGGGAUCUGACCGUCACGACGUCCGAAACAGGUGAAGGCCAUGUCGAACCUGUCAGGGAGAUUGCCUUUGCAUCCAACUCCAAACUUGUCGUGUCGUCUGACCUUGUGCACAAGAUAAUAAUCUGGGAUGCGUUGCAUGGCACUCGCAAGAAUCAGCUG